UAAAAUAGUUGUUGAUGUUAAAUCCUCAGAUGAGUUGUUUACCGCGACAGCCUGCUCUCUGGGUUCCCCCUGAAUGAGUGAGGAGCCGUCUAUGUGAGGAACAAACGAAGGCACGGUCUCAUCUCUCGCGAGGAACGACGCCGUUAUCGGAAUCUCUACAAACAACACGAGAAUUCAUCAUUCACACGUUGUGAACAAUGUCUGAACAAGAGUUGGAUGACAUUGUGCAAAUAACGGUGGAGGACUUUAACCCGGAUGACCGGACAGACAUGCUGGAUAAUCAUGAAGAAGAUGAAGAAAGGGUUCAGAAGAAAAAAAGGAAAUUAAGCAGCACUCAGGAGAAUAACAACAACAACAACAACAACCAAGAUGUAUCUUUGAUUAAGAAUCUGUUGGUCUCAUUUACCGCAUCAAUCAGUCAGCGACUGGAGGGAAUUGAGUCCAAGUUAUAUUCUCUCGAUGCUACAUGCAAAGCCCUUGGACGCAAACUAGACAGCAUGGUGCCGUGUGCAAAGAGUCCUAUCCAGGUUCCUAUGGUCGCAGGGUCUCCUCAGGGGGCCACUCAAACUUGGAACAAAGUGCGAUGUGUUGUUCCACAAACAAAUGUGAUAGUGAGCAGUGAACACCCGAAGGGCACCCAUCAAGAAGACACCCCUCUGGAGAAUCUGCUAAGCAAUACGGUAACCAGGAAGCGUCAGAACACAAUCUUGGUAAAGGUGCCGGGCCCUGAGGAGAGUCAGGAAGAACAAGACAGUGGCUCAGAGGCCAGUGACACUGUCUCUAAUGGUGGCCAUUCAAGCAACGCACAAAAUGGCCAAAAUGUCACACUCAUCACACUCAAUUCAGAAGAUGACUAUCCAGUGGGCACCUGGUUGGGAGACGAGAACAACCCAGAGAUGCGAGUUCGUUGCCCAGUUUCUCCAGCUGACAUGCUCCAUAUCACCACAAACUGCCGCACAGCGGAGAAAAUGGCACUGACACUGUUAGAUUACCUGUUUCAUCGAGAGGUCCAGGCCUUGUCAAACCUCUCUGGCCAGGGAAAACACGGCAAGAAGCAGCUGGACCCGCUCAUGAUCUAUGGCAUUCGCUGCCACUUAUUCCACAAAUUUGGAAUCACCGAGUCAGACUGGUACCGCAUCAAGCAAAGCAUUGACUCAAAGUGUCGCACUGCCUGGAGACGCAAGCAGCGGGGCCAGAGUCUGGCUGUCAAGAGCUUCUCCAAACGCACACCUCGCGGUACGUCCGCAGAGGGAGGCAUGUCAGAAGAAACGGGCCAAAUUGAGACUGCCACCCAGCAGACCUUGCACUACACACUGGCCAAUCAGCAAGUCCAGUUCCACCGUAUCGGGGAGGAUGGACAAGUUCAGGUGAUUCCUCAGGGUCAGCUGCACAUUGCCCAGGUGCCACAAGGAGAGGAGGUGCAGAUCACACAGGACAGUGAGGGAAAUCUCCAGAUCCACCAGGUACAUGUUGGUCAGGAUGGACAGGUGCUACGUGGGGCUCAGCUCAUAGCGGUGGCAUCAGCUGAUGGAGGGGCCACAGCUGUAGAGGGCUCCCCCCUCCCUCCUGACAUCCAAGUGCAGUACGUCCAACUAGCCCCCGUCGCAGAUCACACAUCUGCCGUACAGGCUGCUGAGCUGGCCCCGGCCCUGCAGGCGGACAUCGAGGUGAAAGAGGCCAUUCAGGGGGCCAUCCAGGGAGAGAACGGCGAAAUGGUUCAGAUUGUUACCUCUGUGGCCACCUGAGAGCCCCUUCUGGUUCAACACAGCCCAGAACUCUGCUCCACAGCAUGGCCCGACAAGUCUCGGAGGUCGACGAAAGCACACAGUCUGACUGAUUGAGUCAGAAAGCAUUUUACGUACUGAAGGUUACUGAUAAAAAAAACAGGGAAGAAGCAUUUUUCUGGCUUUUUGUUUUCUCCUGCAAUCUCCUCAGUUCAUUGCCAACCAGAUGUCUCAAUGUGGAACUGUUCGCAGAAACUUGAAAAGACCAAGAUAAUCCAAAAUACACUGUGGUCUUACUGGUGUUUUCGUCACCAGAAGGUCACGGCCCACUGCAGGAGACACAGCGGGAUUCAUGUCUAUCAAGGGAGGACACUACUUAUGCAGAGCAUCACCCCACCACUUCAUCAACACGCAUGCAUCAACUUGGAAAAUAGUUGAGCCACUUGUCUAAUCCUAAAAAACCCAUGAGGGUUUUUUGGAAUCCCUGAAUCCCACCCCUCACAACCAGUACUGUGCUCCCUUCUCGUCAUGUCGUGUGGACUGCAGUGGAAAGUAGAUGUAGCUGAGCACAGCCUCUCUUGGUUGUGAUUACUUUGGUUUACUGUCACUCCCCUUGAUGCAGUCCAUACUAUAUCUCCCAGCUGUCAGCCUGGCCUUCCCUAACUUUGCUCUUCUUGUUUUCAUAUUGCUUUAAUCACACAUCUUUGUUUGUUCGUUUCAUUUAUCAAAUUGUAACAUGCUGACAUUUUUGGGGAGCUAUAAUUUUGGCGGUUUAAGACCAUGUAAUAGAAGAGCUGGUGCCAGUGGUAGGCCGGACAAGUUGCUUGUAGAAAAACCAAGGACACCUUGAAGUUGUUUGUCCAUCCUUGGUGUUGUCUCUGUGAAAGAUACAUUCAUAUGAAUAAAACAUAUUUGUGGUUGCCAUAAAA
Molecule: messenger RNA, 2653 nt
Organism: Cyclopterus lumpus (lumpfish)
Lineage: Eukaryota; Metazoa; Chordata; Actinopteri; Perciformes; Cyclopteridae
Gene: banp
Product: BTG3 associated nuclear protein
Exons: 13
Coding region: 198-1745 (515 amino acids)
Biological process (GO): protein localization to nucleus; negative regulation of protein catabolic process
Molecular function (GO): DNA binding
Source: RefSeq, a predicted model, not a curated record